AUGGAACCCAAACCUCAGAAGAGUUCAGGGAAACAAUUUACAUUAUAUUAUGAAAAUGAAGUCUGCAAACAAGAUUACUUUAUUAAAUCACCACCUCCUCAGCUUUUCUUCUCUGCAACCUCUUGGAAAAAGCGGCUUUUCAUCCUGUCAAAGAGUGGGGAAAAGGGCUUUAGUCUUUCCUAUUACAAAGACCAUCAUCACCGAGGUUCUAUUGAAAUUGAUCGAAAUUCCAGUGUAGAAGUUGGCAUCAGUAACCAUGAAAAAAUGCAAUCUGUACAGAAGAUGUUUAAAUGCCAUCCUGAAGAAGUGAUGACCAUCAGGGCCACCAAUAGGGAAUACUUCCUCAUUGGCUAUGACAGGGAGAAGAUUAAAGACUGGGUCUCCUUCUUGUCAUCACUCUGCCGGAAUAUAAGAGCAGCACACCAGAAUACAGAGGAGAGACUCUCACUGGGUGAUAGAAGGCCCUCUUCAGACCCCAUCCAUCUCCUUGGUCCUUACCGCACACCAGAGGCUGUCAGCACAACCACAACAAGAAAAAGUCUUCCAGACAUGCAUUCAAUGGAAAAAAGUUCUUUUUUAAUGGAAAAAAUUUCUUCAGGACUCAGAGAAGCUCAUCUACCGCAUGCCUUCUUGUCAGACACCACUCAAGAUACAGAAGAAGAGAGUCAUUAUAUUAAUCCUCGAAGUAUUCUUUUAGAGUGGGAUAAUAUUCUUGCUGCCAGUGAUUCUGGUGAAUCCAUUGAACCCAUUGGACCUGGUAGUCCAGACCAGGUCUCCAAGGCAGUUGAGCAUCAUUACAUGUCAAUGAAAUCCUGUUCCAGAGAGACGUCCCAUAAGUCUGCUGAUGGCAAAGAGGAAUCCCAGACCCUGGCAGAUAUCCUGAAUGGGGAGCUUCACCCACAAGAACAAGGCUCAGGAACAGGCUCUUGUCUUUCACCUGCCAAUACGGAAGCACAGAUCACGAAUGACAAAAAGGGGUCGGCCUCACUAAGUGUUGUGCGAUUGUCUAUACUAAUCAAUAACAUCCCCGAUGAAAUCCAAGUGGAGAAACUGAACCUGUUCCUUUCUCCUCCUGACAUCGUAAACUAUCUUGCUCUCAGAGAAGCUGCAGGACGGAUAUGUGUGGCUCAGUGGGAUGGCCCCCCGCACCUGGGAUGCUUAUUUUUUCACGGAGAUCACCUUUUGGCCGUGAAUGACCUGAAGCCCCAGAGCCUGGAGGAGGUUUCCUUGUUUCUCAGCCGGUCCAUCCAGAAGGAGAAAGUAAAACUCACCAUCGCUCGGAUCCCCAAUUCAGAGAAAUUCCACUCAAUAGCCUGUACAUGCCACAUACAAGACCAAGGUAUUAAACCUUCUAAACUGGAUACGUCUGUACUGGAGAGGACACUGGAGAGGAGUCUGGCCAUUAAAAGGGGUCAGCAGAAAGGCUCUGGAGAGUAA
Mesoplodon densirostris (Blainville's beaked whale) is the source of this 1437-nucleotide messenger RNA. It is a transcript of the gene PLEKHS1, whose product is annotated as pleckstrin homology domain containing S1. The record is from RefSeq and is a predicted model, not a curated record. Lineage: Eukaryota; Metazoa; Chordata; Mammalia; Artiodactyla; Ziphiidae. The transcript has 12 exons. The coding region runs from base 1 to 1437 and encodes 478 amino acids.